AUGUUUACACAUCAAAAAGUUAACGUUAUUCAAAAUAAUGCAUUGAAAAAUAUAUCAUCUUUGUCCAUCAAAUCUUUAAAACUCAAUUUGGCUGAUGUAAAAUUGCAUAUUGAACCACUUGCAUUUUCAAAUUUACUAUCAUUGGAAAAUCUUGAAAUUAAUUCAGCUUCAGUUUUGCUGGACCCCGAUAUUUUUUAUGAUUUGAAUAAUUUGAAAUAUCUCAAAAUUCAACUGGCCAAUAAAACGAAAUCAUAUCUCAAUGAUGUAUUAAAUAAACAUCCGAAUUUACAUGAAUUGGAAUUUUUCAAUCAUCAAGAUGCUGAUAUUUGCGAUUUUACUAGUCGAGAUACUUCUCUCAAUAUUCUACAUAUUCAAUAUACUCAAAGUUCCCUGAGAGUAAUAUCUCGUCAUUCAUUUUAUUGUUUAAAAAAUCUUCAACAUCUGACAAUAACUGAGAGCAAUUUAAAUUUUAUUGUUCCUGGUACAUUUAAUGCAUUGAAAAAAUUGAAAAAAGUGUCUAUCGUAUCAAGCAAAGAACUGACUCGAAUACCUUCAAAUGUAUUCAAUGUUCGAAGUUUUGAAAUUAUAAAUUUGAGUAAUAAUUCAAUUGAACAAAUUGAUAAUGGAGCAUUUAUAACUGGAAGUAAUAGAUUAUUAUUACUCAACUUGAGUUCUAAUUCAUUGCAAGUUAUUCAAGAAGGAAUUUUUCAAAAUAUUCAUUGCAAGGUUAUUGAUCUUACGAAAAAUAAAUUAGUCUAUAUCGUUGAUGGGGCAUUUAAUGUAUCACAAAUUGAUACAAUUUAUUUAUUUGACAAUAAUUUAUUUUUGCUUGAUCAUUCGAGUUGGGGUUUUAAUGUCAAUACCAUUAUUUAUUUAAAAUACACAAACGUUGAUAUUGCAUUAUAUCAAUUAAAUAAAUCAAUGAGUUCAAUGGAUCACAAUGAGAACAUAUGUUACUUGAGUCAAAGUUAUUAUUUUAAAAUUUGUAAAACAUCACGUACGAAACUUAAAUCAGUAAAAAAUCUCACUGAUGAUUGGCAACCUCAAUCACUUGAAAUAACUGAUAACAAUAUUUCAUCAAUUGGAGAGAAUGCAUUUAAUAAUUUGAGUAUAAAAGUUUUGAUGAUAAAAUCUGCUGUUGAGAAGUUUGAAUUAUUUCCUGCAUCAUUUGCUGGAUUGAAUCAACUUAGAAUGCUCAAACUCAAUACUAAACCAAUUCAUAUUAAAACAUAUAUUUUUGAUCAACUAACGUCAUUAAGUUUUCUUGAAAUUUCAGUAGAUGAAUAUUCCGAUAUUCCUCUCUGUAAAUUAUUCAAAAAUCUCAGGUUUUUUGAAAGCUUACAACUUAUACGUCAACGUGGAAUUGAUAUUUGUGAUAAUAAAUUAUGCACAAAUAAUAAUUUUAAUAUAUCAGCUCUUCAUUAUGAAAAUGGAACAUUUACAAAUUUACAAAAAAAUGCAUUAGAUAUAUCAUAUAAUCAAAUUAUUGAAAUUGAUGAUGGUGUAUUUAAAGACAUGAAUCUUGAGCAUCUAUUUUUCUAUCGUAAUGUUGGUGUUUUUAAUAAUUCUCGUUAUUGGUAUCUUGAUGAUUCACAAAUUGAAAAUAACUGUGUUAAUCAAGAUACAUACAGAAUUUGUAUAAAAAGAAAAACUCUAACAUCUGUUGAUAUACCCAAUAAAUAUUUAUUUUCUAAAUCAUUUUUGUCGUCUUUUGUCGGAUGGCUUACAACAAGUGAUACACUUAAAAUAUCUGACGAGAGAAUAUCGUCAAUGGGUAAAUAUGUAUUUAAAGAUUUAAGUGAAUUUUUCAUUCAUCCUGAAUCAUUUGAUGGUUUGUUAAAUUUGGAAAAUUUAGAAUUAAAUGUUGGACCAGUUGACCUCAAAGAAAAUUUAUUUGAUGGUUUAAUAUCACUAAAAUAUUUAAAAAUUGAAAUUAAAUAUAAUCCACAAUCACCUUCGAAAUAUAUCAAUAAUGUAUUAAAAACUGUUCCAAGUUUGAGAGUAUUGGAAAUAGAGAAUAGUGAUUCAGUUAAUAUUUGUGAAAAUCCAAGAUCCAAUAACAAUUUACUGUCUAUCACAGGUCUUUAUUAUACUGGUGGAUCAAUCAGUAAAUUACCAACAAAUUCAUUAUUGUGUCUACAGAAUCUGGAAAAAUUGUCAAUAACACAAACACAACUGACAACAAUUGAAGCUGGUGUAUUUGAUUCAAUGGAUACUCUUAAAUAUAUAAAUUUGGCAUUCAACAAAAUAACUCAUAUUUCUACUGGUGUUUUUAAUUAUUUAAAUAACUUAAUUACACUCGAGCUGAAUCAUAAUAAAAUCAAUGACAUCGAGAGUAAAUCAUUGUUAAAAUCUGGUAAUAAUAAUUUACGUCUUCUCAAUUUAAGUUACAAUGAAUUCACAAUUAUUAAGAAAGAUACUUUUAAAGAUAUUAAAUGCAAAUAUCUAGAUUUAUCACAAAACAAAAUUAGCAUUAUUGAAAAUGAUGCAUUCGAAAAUACUAAUAUUUAUGAUAUAUUUUUACUUAAUAAUUGUUUCAGUACUCCAGUAAAAAAAGUUUGGAAGAUACCUUCAUUUACUGUUGUUCAUCUUAAAAACUUUUAUCCUUUUCCACAUAGUCAUUUAUAA
Molecule: messenger RNA, 2628 nt
Organism: Aphidius gifuensis
Lineage: Eukaryota; Metazoa; Arthropoda; Insecta; Hymenoptera; Braconidae
Product: toll-like receptor 6
Exons: 3
Coding region: 1-2628 (875 amino acids)
Molecular function (GO): protein binding
Source: RefSeq, a predicted model, not a curated record